Paracoccidioides lutzii Pb01 is the source of this 2751-nucleotide messenger RNA. RefSeq lists its product as hypothetical. Gene Ontology annotation, cellular component: MutLalpha complex. The record is from RefSeq and is a predicted model, not a curated record. Gene Ontology annotation, biological process: mismatch repair. The transcript has 3 exons. The coding region runs from base 1 to 2751 and encodes 916 amino acids. Gene Ontology annotation, molecular function: ATP binding; ATP-dependent DNA damage sensor activity; mismatched DNA binding.
AUGGUUAUUUCGGCUCUGCAUCAGGACACUGCUAGGGCGGUUAGAUCAGCCCAGGUGCUUUCUGGUCCAUACUCUGUCGUUAAAGAGCUUGUCGAUAACGGACUUGACGCUAGAGCUACAUCUAUCUCAGUUGAGCUGUCAGCCAAUACCGUUGGUAUCAUUCAGGUCAGGGACAAUGGUACUGGUAUCCAUCCUAACGAUCGCCAGCUAGUGUGCAAACGCAGCUGUACUAGCAAGCUUCGAACCGUUGAUGAUUUGAGAAAUGUGGGUGGGAGCACGCUAGGGUUUCGUGGGGAGGCACUUGCGAGUGUCGCUGAGAUGUGCGGCGGAAUUCUCGUAACAACAAAGACGGAUGAGGAAUUAGUUGGCACUGCUUUGAGGUAUGAUCGUGCCGGACUUCUUAUCAGUUGCACCAAAUCCUCCCACCCAACGGGAACUACUGUUCGCGUGUCUGAGUUCUUGAAAUUUGUUCCAGUUCGGAAACAGACUGCUUUGAAGUGUGCGUCGAAAACAAUUUCCCGAUUAAAGAAAAUGUUGAUUGCAUAUGCACUCUCCCGCCCUGAGAUCCGGCUUUCACUUCAAGUUUUAGGGGGCAAGAAUCAAUCCCCCUGGAUCUAUGCACCGAAGAAAACCAUUUCUGGUGCAGUGGUGGCCGCUGUUGGCCCAGAAGUCAUUUCGCAAUGCAUUAUAGUAGCAUGGCCAGAGUCCCAAGACGGCGAAGCCAACUCGUCAUCGGGGCAUAAAGAUGAUAGUGAAACUAAUCCUUUAUCGAUCCGGCUAGUUGCUGUAGUCCCAGGACCUGAUGCUGACUGCUCAAAACUCACCCGUGCUGGUCAAUUUGUUUCCAUUGACAGAAGGCCCAUGUCAACGUCCCACGGCAUUGCGAAAGAGAUCGUAAAGCUUUUCAAAUGCUACCUUCGUUCAGGAUCACUUUGCAAUAUGGAUUUGACAUCACCCGUGGAUCCAUUCCUUUUUAUUCACCUACAGUACCCACUUGGUAGCUAUGACGCCAAUGUGGAGCCAUCCAAGGACGAUGUGCUUUUUGCAGCUUCAAAACUGGUUAUGUCCCUGGCAGAGGACCUAUUCAAAAGUGUUUAUGGCGAAAUUAUAUCGGAGGAUACACCUGAGAACAUCAAAGCUCCUGAUAGCCGAGCCUUAUCUUGCCAGGCGGGAUAUAUCUUUGAUCGUCCAUUGGCAAACAACUUUCAGACAACUAAAGCCAAGGAGAUGCCGUUCUUUCGACGACAUAUUUUGAGGAAUGCAAUGGAAAACGACCAUUCUGUAGAUCGCUCGUUUGCAAACCCAUUGCAAAGGAAUACGGUCAAUACAUCGCUAGGAAGUUCUACUGAUACCGUCACCUUCUCGCGACCAAACGAAAAUAAUUCCCACGUUGCAAAGAAUUCUCAUCAGGCCAAUCCGUGGAUGCUGACCAGAAGCCGUUGUAUCACGCUUCCUAGGGAAAAUUUACAGUCUUAUGCCGCAAAUUCUCAUCUCCUUACACCUAUAUGCGAGGAUGACCGAUUUCCGCCAGACACCGGUUUGAUAAACAGAGGUAGAAGGAAUUCUAUUCAAGGUAACCAAUCCUACCCGAACCCCUUGUCUGUGCAAGUACCAGACACGAAAUUCAUAAAAUACGAUAAGUCUCUGGACCAUGUCAGAAAAUCGCACAUGAGCGAACUAGGCAAUCUAACUCAAAAAAGCCCUUCCAAAGGGACAAUUCAAAAUAGAGAGUUAGGAGGGUUAGGCUGCCUAGAUGCCUGGUUAAGAAAUUUUCGAGAUCCCAAAAUCCAGCCCACCCAAGAAAACCAACAAAGUGGAAUCUUGCAGGACGGUGAAGUUGGUGAGGAUGGACUUAUAGAACUUGUUAUUGCCGGCCGGUUUGGGGAAGAGAGCAGUGAUGGUCCCAGAAGUUACAACCAAAAGAUUUAUUCACAAGGACCACCGCCACGUGCAUCGCCAAAUGCCUCCGACGUCGAUAGGGAGAGUACUCUCAUCGAAAUGCAUAUCGAUGAUAUCGCACCUGUGACUUGCUCUAAACUUGAUAACAACCAGAACGGGCGAAUUUGUGAACCAGCAAGUAGACACCUAAGCUCUGCGUCGCAAGAGAUGGUUGCUGACGCACUGGAUUUUGAAUACCGGAAGAGGGCUGCCAUACAGGCUCAAAGAAUAAUGGAGCGGCAGCAGGUUUCUUCUCAGACGGCCUUCUUCUCAUCAAAUGGAGUUAGUCGCACUCAGACAUCACAGAGUUCUCCAUAUCAAAAUCGAUAUCUUCGAGCAAAUGCCGAUCUAGCCCAGCAAGAGCCUGAUUUGCUCAGACAUGAAACAGCCUUUUCACUUUGUAAGACAGAGCAACACCCAAGGACGUAUUAUAAGCGCAUUAGGAAUAUCGUCCCGCAAAAUGCAGCCAUAUCGACAGGCUUAAAAUGGAAGCGGCUAUUGACAAAUCAAUUUCCAUUGGACACGACACCAGAGGCGUAUAGGCUUGACGGAUUCAUCGUGACUUGGACAAGUGCAGAUAACGAGAUGUCAAUACCUCCGAAAGCAUUGUCAGAAACAGACGAAUAUAUCCGAACAGGACUUGUUCCUCCAUCCUCUGCAUUUUUGGAGGUGCAACCAACGGAGAUUGCUCAGUGGACCGCUCGACUACUGACGUUGAUCCAAGAGCAAUAUCAAUCUGAAAACCCCGGUGAAGGAAUAGCCCAACUCGUUUUCGAUGAGAUUUCAACAUCGCAUGCAACAGCACUCCCAUAA